CAUCCCUAAAUUCUAUAUUCAUAGUGCAGAGCUGUGACACAGAUAUAAAUGUUCUGUCAGCAAUAUAUAUGCUUUAUAAACCGUAGCUCUGCCUCUAAACAUUCAGUCGUUCUGGUGAUUAGCCGAAUUGCUGUCCAGCUACGGACCUGGUUUAUGCCCGCCGGUCUGGACUAAGUAACAAGGCUAAGCCCCUGGUAAUACUAGCCGCCUAUAGACCCUUUGCAGGUCCUCGCGAGUCGCGAAACAUAGUGAUCCGAAGUAAUAGAGCUUGUUGUCGAACUAUAGUUAAAUUAUAAAUAAUAAAGUUCAGUUUUAGUUAAUAAAGUGUUUUUUUUUAUAAACACCGAUAAGCCGAAACUAACAUUUGGUGUCAGAAGAAAGCGGGAUUUAUUCCUGUUGGACGCCUACUCCUGACGACGUCCAGAAACUAUAGUUCUCCGAGCCAAGCUGCCUGCCCUGCUGCCGUACCUGAUCUCUCUGACAGACGGAUAGUCAGACUCCCAGCUACUCCGACAAUAAGACCACAUCGUGCCAUACCCUGUCGUUCCCGAGGGUUCACUGCCCAGCCGAGAGGUGCUGCCACGCGGUCCAGACUCCUGAAACAUCACCUACAUCGCGACGAGGCGUGCGGGAUUGCACGCGCGACCCAGAUCGACUCACCCGGCGUUGCAACACACUGCGCCGCUGCUCCGAUUAAUUCGCCGACUCAUCAAUGACACCGAUUCUUGUACUACUGGUCAUCGCGCCAGGCACCAUCGCCACAACCGAGUUAAUAACGCCAAUAGUCGAUAGCCCAGGUCUAUAUUUCGAUAAUCUAGGAAUCUUAAAAUACUACAAUAACUUCUGGAAUAUUAUUACAUUUACUGACUUAUCUUACAUAAAACCUCAUGUAGAAAACAUUAAAAAUGUUAUAUAUACCGUAAAAGAAACUUGCCAUAGUUAUAAAUCUGCUAAAAUACAGUCCGAUUGCUCUAACACACUUAGUCCUUUAGAAACACUUCUAAAAAAUGUUGAAAAUAAUUAUCAAUCUCUAUCUCAUCUUACGCAGGAAAAAGGUCGUUCUAAAAGGUCUUCAUGGUUCGGUUUUGGUGGACCCAUACUUAAACAACUAUUUGGAUCCCUAGAUGAAGACGAUGCUCAAAUAUUUACUAAUGCUAUAAAUGCAAUUCAAGAUGACCAGAGACAUCUUGCAUCUUUAAUGAAAGAAAAUAUUCAUGUUAUCUCUUCUACUAUUAGUACAUUUAACAAUACUAUUCAGAAACUAAAUGAAAAUGAGCAAAUACUUAACAGUAACAUAGGAAAAUUAGAUAAAAUCCUAGAUAACGUUUUGCAAACUACAAAUAAAUUAGAAGCGUCAUCACAUCUCACAAUGACCUUUAGUGCUUUAGAAAGCUCAUUAAUGACUUUAAAUUUUAACCUCAAGGAUAUCAUUGACGCAAUCCUAUUCGGUAAACAAAACAUUGUCCAUCCCUCUAUACUAUCUCCUAUGCAACUUUAUAAUGAAUUAAACUCUAAUAAAAAUAAAGUUCCCCAAAAUUUUCCCUUACCCUUGAAUUUAGAAAAUAUGCACAUACUUUUGGAUAUAUCCCAAAUUUCUAGUUUCAUCACUGACUCUAAAAUAGUAUUUGUUGUUAAAAUUCCUCUUGUUCUCUUACAAGAAUAUAAUUUGUACCAUGUCUAUGCCCUUCCUACUGCUCAUGAUAUCAAUAACCCACAUUCCUUUGCUAUGAUCAACCCUACUGCUAAAUUUUUGGCAAUAACAGACGAUAAAUUACUGUAUUCAAUGACAGACUCGAUCAGUGAUUGCAAAACUCUAACAAAUAACUAUCGCCUGUGCAAAUUAGGCAAUGUGCAUUCUAGUGUCGCAAAUCCUACGUGUGAAGUGCAAAUCCUAAGUGCUUACAUAAAUAAAAUACCGGACACAUGUGAUUAUAAAAACGUAGUUAGUGAUAUUGACGUUUGGCAAACGAUUAGUAAUAAUAAAUGGAUAUAUGUUCAAUCCAACAUAGCUAAGCUCUCGGUUAAGUGUAACAAUAGUAUUAACGACUAUGACAUAAUUGGAACAGGAAUUCUCAAGCUUCCAAAAGGAUGCACAGCUUUUCAUAAACUCUUGCAAUUCUCUCCUUCAGUAGAAUACGAAACUGCAUUGUAUAUGCCUACUCCUAACUUUAACAUUAUAAAUGACGAUUGCUGUUCCAGAAAGAAAAUAAAUUCUACGCUUCCAUAUCUAACACCAAUUAAAUUAUCUCAUAUAAACUUAGAUUCUUUGCAUUACGUUACACAUAGAUUAAAUCAAGUUAACGAUGAAAUUGAAAAGAUUGAAAACCAACCCUACCAUAUUAAAUAUGGAAGUUAUUUCAGUGUUUGUACAACUCUCGUAUCUUUAAUCGUAUUAUGCUAUAUUUCUUUCAAAAUGUAUAAAAAAUGUUGUAAUCGAAGAAAGCGUAAUAAUAGUUUAGAUUCUAGUUCUGGUUGCUGUAUUCAGAUUUUUAAUAGCUGCUAUACUAAACCUAAUCAAAAUAUACAAGCUAUUAAUACUAGUUCCGAUUAUGAAACACAUAAUAGAGCAUUCGAAUCCAAUAGUAGCUCAGAGAACUCUCCUACUUUCCUAAGGAGAAAUUUACAUUGAAAUGUUAUGUUUAGUACUUUUCCAUAAUUACUAUUAUACUAAUACUGUUACUAAAUUAUUAAAUGCCAUUUCAUGUUUGGUUUAUACUAUUACAUAAGUCUACUAUAUACUAUUUGCUAUUUUAAUACACUGGUUCUUUUGUAAUAAUAAGAAAAUGUUAUUUUGUAAGUUUUUUAUUUUCUAUUUCUUUGUGAUUGUAUAAUCUUAAAUAUUAUUACCUAUGUAGGAAAAGAAAAAAUAUGAUUAUGUUAUUCCUAAUUUUCAUUUCUAUUUCUUCUAUUGUAAUACUUGGAUCACUAUUGUAAUAUUCUACUCACAUCUUACUUACUAUGAUGCUUCGUCUUAAAGAGGGGAGGUGUUACAUCCCUAAAUUCUAUAUUCAUAGUGCAGAGCUGUGACACAGAUAUAAAUGUUCUGUCAGCAAUAUAUAUGCUUUAUAAACCGUAGCUCUGCCUCUAAACAUUCAGUCGUUCUGGUGAUUAGCCGAAUUGCUGUCCAGCUACGGACCUGGUUUAUGCCCGCCGGUCUGGACUAAGUAACAAGGCUAAGCCCCUGGUAAUACUAGCCGCCUAUAGACCCUUUGCAGGUCCUCGCGAGUCGCGAAACAUAGUGAUCCGAAGUAAUAGAGCUUGUUGUCGAACUAUAGUUAAAUUAUAAAUAAUAAAGUUCAGUUUUAGUUAAUAAAGUGUUUUUUUUUAUAAACACCGAUAAGCCGAAACUAACAG
Molecule: messenger RNA, 3354 nt
Organism: Bicyclus anynana (squinting bush brown)
Lineage: Eukaryota; Metazoa; Arthropoda; Insecta; Lepidoptera; Nymphalidae
Exons: 2
Coding region: 713-2629 (638 amino acids)
Source: RefSeq, a predicted model, not a curated record